CUCCUUGAACUGGUCAUUCUAAUCAGUAGAAUAUCGUAUUUACAAAUUCCAGAAACCAGAAGGUUUUCAUUUCACUUCACUAAUCAUCACCCCUUUUGAUGAGUGAAGAGCUGAAAUUGAGGUGUUUUGCAAGAAUAUGCAACUUUUGCAGUGAUUAAAAGGUGUUGGUAUAAGAAGCGAGGAAGAAAAUGGAUUCGUCUAAGAGUGCCAAGUUUGAUGGAACAGACGAGCCAGGAAUCAAAACAGACAAGCCAGGAACGGUUAAAAGUCUUGAAUCAGUUGAAAUUUUUGAGAGUGUAAAAAAUGAUGAAUUUGAAGAGGAAGAGUACCGGAGAAAGACACGUAAGCGCCUGAUCAUCAUUGCUAUUUCCUCUGUUAUCUUGGUGCUGAUCAUUAUCGGAGCAAUAAUUGGAAUUCUUGUUCCAAUGCGCACCAAAAAUAUUUCCUCUUCUCUUCCCAUCAAGGACAGAGAUUCCAUCAAAGCUAUAUGCAACUCAACUUUGUAUCAAGAUUCUUGCUAUUCUAGCAUAUACUCUCUCCAGAUGUCCUCAAGCAAAAAUUCACCGUCCGAUCCUGACACUCCGGAGGAGAUUUUCAUGCUAUCUCUACAGGUCACGCUCAACGAGCUUGUGACGCUGAAAUCUUCCAUGUCAAUAAAACUUGUUUCCUUCAGAAAAAACAAUAAAAACGAUUCCAGCACUGAAAAUGCAUUGGAAAAUUGUGAGGACCUCAUCCAGGAUGCAAUUAAUCACGUUAACAUGUCGAUGUCCUCUAUGCAGCAAGACAGGUUUUCAGCAUAUGUGGUUAGUGAUAUCAGGACAUGGCUCAGUACUGCAAUCACGGAUCAGCAGACAUGUUUGGACGGGCUAACAGAGUUUGAAAACAUUUCUGUGUCUCUCCAGGGAGAAAUCAGGGCAUUGAUGGAAAAUGCAACGGAGUUUACAAGCAACAGCUUGGCAAUCAUUUCUAACAUUUUCACAAUCAUCAGAGAAUUCCAGGUUAAUCCAGCUCAUAGGAAGUUGCUACAGGAAAACGGUGCCACAGGAUGGAUGCACCGGAGGCUGCUAAAGGCCGAGGUGGUGAAUUUGAGGCCAAACCUAACUGUAGCAAAGGAUGGGACUGGGGAUUAUCAGACUAUAUCCAAAGCUGUGAAUGCCGUGCCUAAAAGAAGCAGCGACAGAUUCCUUAUUUAUGUAAAAGAAGGAGAAUAUGAAGAACAGGUAGUGGUUGAUUCCGAUUCUUGGAAUGUAAUGAUAUAUGGAGAUGGAAUGAACAAGACAAUAGUUUCUGGCAGCUUGAACUAUGCAGAUGGAGUGGCCACAUACAAUUCAGGCACCUUGAUAGCAGAAGGGAGAGGCUUCAUCGCAAGAGACAUAGGCUUCAAGAACACGGCCGGCCCAGCAAAACUCCAAGCAGUAGCUCUAAGAUCUUCAUCAGACAAAUCCAUUUUCUUACGGUGCUCCAUUGAUGGAUACCAAGACACGCUCUACGUACACGCGAAUCGCCAAUUCUUUGCCGGUUGCCUGAUUACCGGUACCAUCGACUUCAUCUUCGGAAAUGCAGCAGCAGUUUUCCAGAAUUGCAGCAUUCAACCUCGGCAACCGGGGCCAGGCCAGUACAACACUGUUACUGCACAAAGCAAAUCAGACCCGAACCAGAAUACAGGCAUCUCAAUCCAACAGUGUAGUAUAAGCCCAUCCGGCAACCUGACAGCCCAAACUUUCCUCGGCAGGCCCUGGAAUAAUUACUCGACGACUGUCAUCAUGGAAACAGAUAUCCAGGGGAUUAUAGACCCUGCGGGCUGGAUUCCAUGGGAGCCCGGCAGGGAAGCACCUGAUACGAUAUUCUACGCUGAGUACAAGAAUACUGGGCCUGGAUCAGUUCUGAAUCAACGAGUAAUGUGGCCUGGAUACAGGCCGAACAUUACAGAAGAGGAAGCUGAAAAGUUUUACGUAGAGCCCUUUAUCCAGGGAGACCAAUGGCUGAUUAGGGCAGAUGUAAGGGUAUGAUUCACACACAUCACAUUGUUUUCGUCUCUCCAAUUCUUCGAUUUUAUUUCUCACUUGUCCAUAAAAUUGAGCCCGUAAGAUUCUUGCACAACAUUGAAAUUUCCUAAUUGUUAUUGCACGGAUUGGAUUUUCUAUUCCACGUAAAUCUGGAACUUAUAUUUGAUUUAACACAUACACGCUAUGUACAUA
Molecule: messenger RNA, 2198 nt
Organism: Sesamum indicum (sesame)
Lineage: Eukaryota; Viridiplantae; Streptophyta; Magnoliopsida; Lamiales; Pedaliaceae
Product: pectinesterase 3-like
Biological process (GO): cell wall modification
Molecular function (GO): pectinesterase activity; enzyme inhibitor activity
Source: RefSeq, a predicted model, not a curated record